GAGUACUACGAAAACAAAGACAAAAAGCCCUAUUGCCCUAUUUUUCUUUCUUUCCCUUUUCUUCUCUCUGUCUUCUCUUCUCUCUCAUUUUUAUUUUAUUUUUUUGUUGAAGAUAUUCUGAUAGUCAUAAUCCUUUUCUUUUUUUUUUAUUUCUCUUCUUUUUCCUUCGAUUUCGUUUUCGCGUCUUCAAAAACCAGCCUCGCGCCACUGUUGCUAGAUUCACACCAACGCUGUUAUUUUCUUUUGUUUUGUUUCUCCGCUGCCCCGGAUUGUAAAUUCCGGGUCGGGUCGUGACCGUUUUUGACGACAGCGAUGGGCGAUCUUCAUGUGAACGGCGUCGUUUUCGGGGAGGAUCGCCCCUGCGCGUCCUCGCCGCCGUCGCCGCCGCUUCCGCCUUGGAAUCCCGAUCCAUCCUCCGUCGCGGCCGACGCCUGGGCGGCGGCCGAGAGAAACACCGCUGAGAUUCUCCGCCGCAUACGGCCCACGCUCGCCGCCGACCGCAGGCGCAGGGAGGUCGUCGAUUACGUACAGAGACUCAUCCGGUACGGCGCGCGCUGCGAGGUUUUUCCAUAUGGGUCAGUUCCGUUAAAAACAUAUCUUCCAGACGGAGAUAUUGAUUUGACUGCACUCAGCUGUCAAAACAUUGAGGAUGGCCUGGUAUCUGAUGUUCGUGCUGUUCUUCAUGGAGAGGAAAUCAAUGAAGCUGCUGAAUAUGAAGUAAAGGAUGUUCGUUUCAUUGAUGCAGAGGUUAAGCUUGUUAAAUGCAUUGUACAGGAUAUUGUUGUAGACAUCUCUUUCAAUCAGUUAGGAGGACUCAGUACAUUAUGUUUUCUUGAGAAGGUUGAUCGACUUGUUGCCAAGGAUCAUCUCUUCAAACGUAGUAUUAUCCUUAUUAAAGCUUGGUGCUACUACGAGAGCCGUGUACUGGGUGCCCAUCAUGGUCUGAUUUCAACAUAUGCUUUGGAAACACUGGUUCUGUAUAUUUUCCAUCAGUUUCAUGUAUCCUUAGAUGGUCCUCUAGCAGUUCUCUACAGAUUUUUGGACUACUUCAGCAAAUUUGAUUGGGACAAUUAUUGUGUUAGUUUGAAGGGACCAGUCAGUAAAACUUCUCUGCCUAAUAUAGUAGCUGAGGUGCCUGAAAAUGGAGGGAAUACAUUACUGACUGAAGAAUUCAUUAGAAGCUGUGUGGAGUCAUUCUCAGUACCAUCAAGGGGGGCUGAUUUAAAUUUGCGUGCAUUUCCCCAGAAACAUCUUAACAUCAUUGAUCCUUUGAAAGAAAACAACAAUCUUGGCCGCAGUGUCAAUAAAGGUAAUUUCUAUCGAAUACGCAGUGCUUUUAAGUAUGGUGCCCGUAAACUUGGCUGGAUUCUUAGGUUACCAGAAGACAGAAUAGCUGAGGAGCUUAUUAGGUUCUUUGCAAACACUCUGGAAAGGCAUGGAAGCACUCAGGGGAAUGUAGACAAGUCAUUUUUGAGCUUAUCUACAGCAUCCGGAAAGGAUAGGAAACCUGGAAAUCAACAUAAUUUUGAAAGCAGAGAUGAAAGAGAAAGAUAUGUAGUACAAGAUGCAGGGGAGUUCUUUGACUCCUCUAGGGAUGGAAAUGCAGUUACAAGUUUUAAACUUGGUGAAGAUUCUAAGGAUAUUGCAACAUCUGGGGUCUUGGAUCGCACAAGCACUAAUGGUUGGUCUUAUUGUUCAAAUGAGCAAUUUGAAAAUAAUAUUUCUGAUAGUGAACCUGCCCUAAAUUCUGUUAUCAAUGAUGAGAAAGAGAAGCAAGUUAUGGCAGGCAAUUCACCCAGAUCACAUACCGAUGAAAAGCAUAUGGCAGUCUCCGAAGCUUCAAAGUCAUUGUUGGACCUUACUGGGGAUUAUGACAGUCACAUUGGGAACUUACAAUAUGGUCAUAUGUGUAAUGGUUAUCCUGUCUCUCUCGUUGUGCCUAGUCCUCCUAGGUCUCCGAAGUUUCCAAAUAGGAAUCCAUGGGAAACUGUUCAUCAAUGUGUACCGAUUAAUCACAGUAUUCGUUCUCAGGCAAACUCAAAUUGUGUAAUGGGACAACAAGUUUACGUCAUAAAUCAUCCUACUCUGCCAAUGACUUCUUUUGGUUCAGAAGAGAAGAGAAAAGUACGAGGAACAGGCGCAUACUUCCCGAAUAUGACUUCCCGUCCUUACAGGGACAAUAGGCCAAUACCAGGAAGGGGAAGGGGUCAAGCACCAGGUACUCAUGGACAUCUGCAGAGACACAGCCGUAACAAUGGCUUUGCCCUAGCUCCACAAGAGACAAAUUUGUCUGUGGAUGGAACUUUUGAACAUGCUCUAGAAGGAUAUUCUGGUUUUGGUAGUACCAAAACCAGAUCAUCUGAAACCUAUUUCCCUCAACCUUCUACAUGGGGAUCACAUUAUGCUAAUGGUUUCCUUCAUUCAUCUGAGAAACCUGAAUCUGGACCUGCAAGCCCUCAGCUUCGAGUAGUGCCAAGAAAUGAAAUGAGCAAUUACCCAGAGUCAGGCAUUUCUACUCCUAGGGACACUGUGCCUAACACUGAGGAGGUGACAGAGGAGAAGUCUGAUUCAUUGUCAGCAGUUGAUUCCAAAAGGAUUGAAGAGCAAGCUUAUCGUUUGAAGAAUGAUGAUGACUUUCCUCCACUUUCCCAUUGAAUGCCAGUGAAGGAUGGUGAAUAUGUAAUAGCAUUAACAGUAAUGGUCAUACAUGGAAACUAUUAUGACUUUGCCUGCUUUUCAUCAGGUGCUACCAAAGGAUGGCGAUUUUGUAAGAAGUAAGAAGUAAGAACAGUGUGCAUUCGUCUCAAAAAUGAAGAUAGCUUCCCUUAACUCUGGGUCUCUUCUAGAGAUUGUUGAACACAUAAAAAAUGAGAGUACCAACUAAGUAGAAAAGUGCUGGGAGUAGUCUUAGAAACUAACGAACUAGACUAAACUAGAUUGAGUGUUAUGUUAUCUUUAUUCUCUCUUUUCUUACUUAAGUUGGUCCUUUGUACAAAAGUGCAUGUAUAUUCUGGUUACUUUUUUUUUGGCUCUUACAUCCAUGUUUAAUUUUCAUUAUUUAGGGAUGUAUAUAUCAGGUGAUUUCCUGAGGUUGAGUUAUAGUUCUGUUCUGUUGUUCGUAGCUUUGAUGUGUGAAACCAAAAGUUUAGAUAUCUUACUGGAAUGGAUACCCAAAAUUUUCUAUCAGUUGCAGGAAGUAUAUUUUAGU
Molecule: messenger RNA, 3208 nt
Organism: Glycine soja
Lineage: Eukaryota; Viridiplantae; Streptophyta; Magnoliopsida; Fabales; Fabaceae
Exons: 9
Coding region: 313-2655 (780 amino acids)
Source: RefSeq, a predicted model, not a curated record